This is a messenger RNA of Xenopus tropicalis (tropical clawed frog), 2004 nucleotides long. It is a transcript of the gene neil3, whose product is annotated as nei-like DNA glycosylase 3. Gene Ontology annotation, cellular component: chromosome; nucleus. Gene Ontology annotation, biological process: base-excision repair; DNA repair. Gene Ontology annotation, molecular function: hydrolase activity, hydrolyzing N-glycosyl compounds; class I DNA-(apurinic or apyrimidinic site) endonuclease activity; DNA N-glycosylase activity. The record is from RefSeq and is marked provisional. Lineage: Eukaryota; Metazoa; Chordata; Amphibia; Anura; Pipidae.
UCAGGGAACUUUGCCAUCGCGUUUGAGUAACUGUGGCGGGAAGAAUGACAGUGUAGUUGCUGGUUGGUCUCACAGCCAGAGUGGAGUUAUGGUGGAGGGUCCGGGCUGCACGCUGAAUGGGGAGAAGAUCAGAGCGCGGGUUGAGAAGGGUCAGAGUGUGGUGGAGCUUCGGGGAAGCGCUGUGAGCGGGACGCCUCCUUCCUCCUGCUAUAAUGCCCUAUCUUCACUUACCGGAUGCAGCUACACAGGAGUGCAAACACUAGGAAAGGAGCUUUUUAUGUAUUUUGGACUGAAAGCAAUACGUGUACAUUUUGGAAUGAAUGGAUCAAUACGGCUAAAUCAAGCAGUAAAAAAGGGCCAAGAAAACAGUAGACCUAUGCCUGUAGCUGUUUUAGAAGUACAGCUUGAAAAAGACUUAAUUUGCUUUUAUGAGUCCACUGUAGAUGUGAGAAAUGUAUCAGAAUGUCAAGAAAAAAUAAGAUUCUUGGAGGAACUAGAUGUCUGCUCUUCUAAGUUUAGUUUCUCUAGAGCAGAGUGUGAGAUCAAGAAGCAAAAGGCUCGUAUGCUGUGCGACAUUCUGCUUGAUCAGAUGAUUUUACCUGGGGUUGGGAACAUUAUUAAAAAUGAAGCCUUAUUUGACAGUGGUCUACACCCUGGAGUCCAGGCUGGUCUGCUUACAGACAUGCAAGUGAGUCACCUUGUGAAAAUGACUCGUGAUUUCACUCUGCUUUUUUAUAAGUGUCGAAAGUCUGGUUCCGCCCUCUAUAAACACUACAAAGUUUACAAAAGACCUAAUUGUGGCCAGUGUGAUAAAAAGAUCACUGUGUGUCGUCUUGGUGAGAACAACAGGAUGACCUAUUUUUGUCCCAAGUGCCAAAAUGAUAAACCUCAGCAUGUUGAUGUAAGCAAAUUGCCAAAAAGGAAUAGCCUUAUUGGAUGGGUACAGAGAAUACCACCACAUUCAAAUGAACACGUGGCAACCAGUAAAGAAGAGCACUGGGCAUGUACAGUCUGUACACUCAUAAAUAAGCCAUCCGAUAAACAAUGUGAUGCCUGCCUCACUCAGAGACCAGAAGUCUCGUCUCUUGCAGAAAGUGAUAAAGCAGCAGAACUCGACGCUGACCUUGUGAAAUACCCAUGUAAUAAUUUUGCAAAACUUCUUCCUGAACUAAAAUUAAACAGAAGAACAGCGUUUGGAAAUACAACCUUGGUGCUGACUGAUUUUGGUGCAAAAGAAGAUCUUAGUGAUAAAAACAUUCAACAGCACAGCUUGAACAGCUCCACUUUUGAUGUGCCAUUAAGCAAGCACUUUAAUGGGAAAAACUCCUCAAAUAAGAGAAGUAAUGAAAAUGAGCACUGGACAAACACUCUAAAUGCACUAAAUGGAGGUUCAGGAACAAGCAACAACGUUUUCAAUCAUCCACAAAAGAAACUUAAGACUGUACACCAAACCCCAAACAAAACCAAUAUCCGUUCCACAAUAAGCUCCUCUCAGAGUACAAUGGCAAGAGAUGCUGCCACAAACACUGGCGGCCCAAACUGCAGCACACACAAUGUUCCCUGUGCUCUCCAGGUUGUGAGGAAGGAGGGAGAAAACAAGGGGAGAUCAUUUUAUACCUGUUCCCUACCCAGAGAACGUUGUUGUCAGUUUUUUGAAUGGGCAGACCUGCAUUUUCCAUUCUGCAACCAUGGCAAACGGUGUAUUGUAAGAACAGUGCUGAAGCUUGGCCCAAACAAUGGGAAGAAUUUCUACGUUUGCCCAAUGGGGAAAGAUAAACAGUGUAACUUCUUUGAAUGGGCAAAAACUGAGUAGACAUGAAGCAGAUAUUCUGUUACCUGUUUAUGAACUCUUUACUUUUCUGUUUCUAAAGACAAAGCACCCCAGUGCUAGCUUUUAAUAGAAGAGAUCAUAAUAUCCAAAGUGUCAUUUCUUUUAUGUGUCUUUCUCAGAUUAUGUUCUGAUGUUGCCUGAUGCAGCAUAUAUUAAACUUGUUUUAACUUAAA